AUGACGUUUUUUCGCAUUGUAUUUUGAAGUAUAUUUUAAUGUGAAAAAAAUUGAGAGAUUUGCAACAUGCAAACAGCCACGACACGCUAAAAACUCGCCGAGUGCCCCCAGUAGACAAAACAACCGAGAGGAUCACUCCGCCCAGCUGGCGGACAACACAGAAGGCAGCAGCGAAAGUUGCGUGGCUGUCGUUUCCGGAAGCGAAGGGCAGAGGAGAAUCCGGAGGAGGAGGCUUAGAAAACCACCCAGCGGAGGCGACCUUGGGAGUGGCAGCGGCCCAAUAUGCACAACAACUCCACGAAGACCAAGGAAAUGUUCAUAGUGCGUGCUCUAGAGAAGAUCCUUGCCGACAAGGACAUAAGGCGCUCCCACCACUCGCAGCUAAAGAAAUCAUGUGACUCGGCUCUGGAGCAGAUCAAGGCGGAGCUAAUUAGCGCCGGCCAGAUAGCGGAGGGGAACGAGCUGCCAUGUGCCGCACUCCCGCUGCCUAAAAAUGAUGCAGCGAGCAUUAUCAAUGCAGAGACCUACUUUUUGCCCUUCGAGCUGGCAUGCAAGAGCCGCUCGCCAAGAAUUGUGGUCACUGCUUUGGACUGUUUGCAAAAGCUGAUUGCCUAUGGUCACUUGACGGGCUCAAUUCAGGACUCGGCCAACCCCGGUCACCUGCUCAUCGACCGCAUCGUGAUCACCAUCUACGGUUGCUUCAGCGGACCUCAGACCGAUGAGGGCGUCCAAUUGCAGAUCAUCAAGGCUCUUCUUACGGUGGUCACCUCGCAGCACGUGGAAAUCCACGAGUUUACGUUGCUCCAGGCCGUGCGCACCUGCUACGACAUCUAUCUGUCCAGCAAGAACCUGGUUAACCAAACCACAGCUCGGGCAACUCUUACCCAGAUGCUAAAUGUAAUAUUUGCUCGCAUGGAGAAUCAGGUGUACGAGCUACCACCUCCUAGUUCCAAUCCCAUAAACGGCAGCAUCCACUCGGAGGAUUGCAAUGGCUCUGGAGAAGAACCGCUGGGGGAUUCAGACGAAGUCAUUGCCUCUGAGCUUCUUGCAGAGAUCAUAUCAGCUGCCUACAACGAGGCUAUGAAGGAUCAAGAAACGGUCGGGGACCAAGAGCUAACAGUCAAUGGAAACGAUUAUUCCUCCCACUCGGAUCACGACAGUGUCGAGUUACACAGCGAGAAUGAUGCAGUGGUUACCGCCAAAUUCACCCACAUCUUGCAAAAAGAUGCAUUUCUCGUGUUCCGGGCGCUGUGCAAGCUAUCGAUGAAGCCCCUGCCGGAAGGUCAUCCGGAUCCAAAGUCGCAUGAGCUACGCUCUAAAGUGCUUUCGUUGCAUCUGCUUUUGCUCAUUCUUCAGAAUGCUGGGCCUGUCUUCCGUUCCAACGAGAUGUUUAUCAUGGCCAUUAAACAGUAUCUAUGCGUGGCCCUUUCCAACAACGGCGUGAGCCUGGUUCCGGAGGUCUUUGAACUGUCCCUCUCGAUCUUUGUGGCCUUACUGUCAAACUUCAAGGUGCAUCUGAAGCGCCAGAUCGAGGUCUUCUUCAAGGAGAUCUUCCUCAAUAUACUGGAGGCCAACUCGAGCAGCUUUGAGCACAAGUGGAUGGUAAUCCAGGCGUUGACACGGAUCUGCGCCGAUGCCCAGUCUGUGGUGGAUAUAUAUGUCAACUACGAUUGCGAUUUCUCGGCGGCAAAUCUUUUUGAGAGACUAGUCAACGAUCUGUCGAAAAUUGCUCAGGGUCGUCAGGCCCUCGAAUUGGGCGCCAAUCCAAUGCAAGAGAAAUCGAUGCGCAUACGCGGUCUAGAGUGCCUCGUAUCCAUUUUGAAGUGUAUGGUAGAGUGGAGCAAGGACUUGUAUGUGAACCCUAACAUGCCUGUUCCAGCUCUACAAGUGCAGUCUCCUACGACCACGGAUCAAGAUCAGGCCGACACGACCAUUCAAACUAUACACAGCGGCUCAAGCCAUAGCUUAAAUUCGAAUCAGGAGCAACUGCAAGAUCUUCCGGAGGCUUUAGAGGAGCGCAAGAUGCGCAAGGAAGUGAUGGAAACGGGCAUCGAGCUGUUCAACCGAAAACCACAGAAGGGAGUUCAAUUUUUGCAGGAAAAGCAGCUCUUGGGUGCCACAUGCCAGGACAUUGCCCGUUGGUUACACGAGGACGAACGACUGGACAAAACAGUUAUUGGAAAUUAUCUCGGCGAGAACGACGAUCACUCCAAGGAGGUGAUGUGUGCCUACAUUGAUGCUUUUGACUUCCGUCAACUGGAGGUGGUUGCCGCUUUGAGAAUUUUACUAGAAGAAUUCCGAUUGCCGGGCGAAGCACAGAAAAUCGAUCGACUGAUGGAGAAGUUCGCCAGCAGGUACUGUGAGUGCAAUCCGCAGAACCAGCUAUUCCAAAGCGCCGACACCGUAUACGUUCUGGCAUUCAGCAUAAUUAUGCUAACCACGGAUCUCCAUUCGCCGCAAGUCAAACAUAAGAUGACCAAGGAGCAGUAUAUCAAAAUGAAUCGUGGCAUCAGCGAUAGCAAGUCAGAUUUACCAGAGGAGUAUUUGUCCUCUAUAUACGACGAAAUUUCUGAGCACGAGAUCAAGAUGAAGAACAACUCCGGAAUGCUUCAACAGCCAAAACCUACUGGAAAGCAGGCCUUCAUCACGGAGAAACGGAGAAAGCUUUUGUGGAACAUGGAGAUGGAGGUAAUCUCGCUAACGGCCACCAAUCUUAUGCAGUCUGUUUCGCACGUUAAGUCGCCCUUCACCUCAGCGAAACAUCUUGAGCAUGUGCGUCCAAUGUUUAAAAUGGCUUGGACUCCGUUCCUGGCGGCCUUUUCGGUGGGUCUUCAAGAUUGCGACGAUCCGGAGAUAGCUACACUCUGCUUGGAUGGAAUCCGUUGCGCCAUUCGAAUAGCAUGCAUCUUUCACAUGUCCCUGGAGCGAGAUGCCUAUGUCCAAGCCCUAGCCAGGUUUACCCUAUUGAACGCCAACUCGCCCAUAAACGAGAUGAAGGCCAAGAAUAUCGACACCAUCAAGACGCUCAUUAUGGUUGCCCAUACGGACGGCAAUUACCUGGGCAGCAGCUGGCUGGAUAUAGUUAAGUGCAUUAGCCAGCUUGAGCUGGCUCAACUAAUUGGCACUGGUGUCCGACCCCAAUUCCUUUCCGGGGCUCAGACCACACUCAAGGAUUCGCUUAAUCCUAGCGUAAAAGAGCACAUCGGCGAGACGAGUAGCCAGAGCGUGGUGGUCGCUGUCGAUCGUAUUUUCACUGGCUCCAUGCGACUUGAUGGAGAUGCCAUCGUGGACUUCGUAAAAGCUCUAUGCCAAGUCUCGGUGGAUGAACUGCAGCAGCAGCAACCGAGAAUGUUCUCAUUGCAGAAGAUAGUGGAAAUCAGUUACUAUAACAUGGAACGUAUUCGUUUGCAAUGGUCACGUAUUUGGCAAGUUCUGGGCGAGCAUUUCAAUGCGGUCGGAUGCAACAGCAACGAGGAAAUCUCCUUUUUUGCCUUGGACUCACUGCGUCAGCUGUCCAUGAAGUUCAUGGAGAAGGGCGAGUUCAGUAAUUUCCGUUUCCAGAAGGAUUUUUUGCGUCCCUUCGAGCACAUUAUGAAGAAAAAUGCGUCGCCGGCUAUUCGAGACAUGGUGGUGCGCUGUAUUGCACAGAUGGUAAACUCACAGGCUCAUAACAUCCGUUCCGGCUGGAAGAAUAUCUUCAGCAUUUUCCACCUGGCAGCGGGAGAUCACGAAGAACCAAUUGUAGAGCUGGCCUUCCAGACAACUGGAAAGAUCAUUGGGGAUUUGUACAAGCGCCAGUUCGCCAUCAUGGUAGACUCGUUCCAGGACGCAGUUAAGUGUCUAUCAGAGUUUGCCACCGCUAGAUUUCCCGAUACCAGCAUGGAAGCAAUACGCUUGGUGCGCACCUGCGCGCAAUGCGUCCAUGAGGCACCACAACUAUUCGCGGAGCAUGCCGGCAUGGAGAAUGAUGCCUCGGUGGCGGAGGAAGACCGUGUAUGGGUACGUGGCUGGUUUCCAAUGCUGUUCUCGCUUUCAUGCGUGGUUAAUCGGUGCAAACUUGAUGUGCGAACUCGAGCAUUAACAGUGUUGUUUGAGAUUGUCAAAACUUAUGGAGAGAGCUUCAAACCAAACUGGUGGAAAGAUCUAUUCAAUGUAAUUUUCCGCAUAUUCGACAACAUGAAGUUACCAGAGCACAUCACCGAGAAGUCCGAGUGGAUGACGACCACCUGUAAUCACGCCUUGUACGCUAUUAUUGAUGUCUUUACGCAGUACUUCGAUGUGCUGGGACAUUUGUUGCUGGAGGAGCUUUUCGCCCAAUUACACUGGUGCGUACAGCAGAGCAAUGAGCAGUUGGCUAGAUCUGGCACCAACUGCCUAGAGAACCUUGUCAUUUCGAACGGCUUUAAGUUCAACGAGUCCACAUGGGACAAGACCUGUCAGUGCAUCCUGGAUAUCUUUAACGCAACGUUGCCACAAGACCUUCUUAGUUGGCGGCCGAAAGCACAUUCCAGUAACAAUUUACCCCAGGAGCAUAACCACUUCGAAGCGCUGCACAUUCGUUGCGUUGUGCAGCUUGAACUGAUACAGACCAUGGACAACAUUGUCUUUUUCCCGGCAACAUCGCGGAAAGAGGAUGCCGAAACACUGGCCCAGGCGGCAGCUGACUUAACCGGCGGAAGGAACGGAUCACAGUCGCAGCUCCUUGAAUGCCAGCGAGAAGAGCAGGGUAUGUACGGAUAUUUGAGGACACGACAGCUGCUCACAUUGGCCGACUGUUUGAUGCAAUCACAUCGGUUCGCCAAACGCUUCAAUGCCGACCACGAUCAGCGUAGUCUGCUGUGGCGGGCAGGAUUCAAGGGAUCCGUGAAGCCGAAUCUGCUUAAACAAGAGACUUCUUCACUGGCCUGUGUCCUGCGCAUAUUCUUUAAGAUGUACGGCGAUGAGAACAGACGCAGUGACUGGCCAGGCAUCGAGCAGGAGCUGGUGCAGGUCUGCAAGGAGGCACUAGGCUACUAUCUGAGUUUGCAGAGUGAGGCUCACCGCGAUGCUUGGACAUCGCUUUUACUGCUCAUCCUGACGCGCCUGCUUAAGAUGUCUGAUGCAAGGUUUGCCACCCACGUUUCCAACUACUAUGGCCUGCUGUGCGAGAUGAUGUGCUUCGACCUCAAGCCCGAACUGAGAAGUGUCCUUAGGCGUGUGUUCAUGCGCAUCGGUCCAGUAUUUAAUAUAAUGAGCGUUAAAUAGUCACGGAGGAGCCUCAGCCACCAGGCUAGUUGACUCGGCCAUGUUAAUAGUUCGAUCCUCCCAGAAUCCCCUCAAAUCCUAGUUCAUAGAGCACCCUUUCGGUUCCCUCGGCUUUGUUGUUAUGUUGGCACUUAAUCAUACAUACAAGUAUAUAUAUAUUUUUAUUAUAUUUAUAAACAAUACAUAGGCAGAAUGUAAUGUUUAUUAGGUUUAACAAGAAAUGUUGUUGUUUUUAUAAAUAUUUGCAUACUAAUAUGGGUAUGCUAAAUAAGGCUUUAAUGUGUGCGUGUGUAUAGUUUCCUUCAGUUACGAAUUUGGAUUUUGUUUUCCCCGGUGUAACCACACUUUAACAUUCACCUAUUAUCUAUUAGUGUGUAGCGUAAAUACCGAUUAAACCAGCAUUAUGUAAAGCCUGUAUAUUGCUAGUGUUAAUUUAAAUCAAAAUCUAUAUAAAUAUAUAUUUCAAAUAUACAAUAUAAUUAUAUUACCAA
Molecule: messenger RNA, 5735 nt
Organism: Drosophila eugracilis
Lineage: Eukaryota; Metazoa; Arthropoda; Insecta; Diptera; Drosophilidae
Gene: Sec71
Product: brefeldin A-inhibited guanine nucleotide-exchange protein 1
Exons: 3
Coding region: 283-5244 (1653 amino acids)
Biological process (GO): regulation of ARF protein signal transduction
Molecular function (GO): guanyl-nucleotide exchange factor activity
Source: RefSeq, a predicted model, not a curated record